GUAGUAGUUUAAGAAUAGCAAAUAAAGCCACAUUUUAUACAAUUAUUAGAGUUGCUAUCAUGAAAAUGAAAAACUUCCAAUUUGAGAAGUAAAAGUGUCAUCACUUGCCAAUCAAGGAUAAAAUUUUGAGUACAAAACUAUGUCACUGACAUAAAUUCUAGUUUGAAAUCAGUCAAAUUUUAAUAAUCAUUCCAUAGUUUUGUGGGUUUGUUUAAUCUAUGAUUAAAGAAUAUAUAAUCAAUCAAUUAGCUUAAAAUGGUCUGACCAGCUCACAACUUCAAUGGAUACUGAGAGCUCUGAACCAUUUUCUCUUAGUGAAUUUCUUAAAUUUGUCUAAAAUUAAUUGCUAUAAAGAUUAUUAAUUGGAGUACAACUACAGGAGGUUCAUUUCUCAAAUGGAUUUUGCAUCACUGACUGCUAAAGAGGACAGCUGCAAAUUUUCAGUUUUCUACAAUGGUCUUAUAGCUGGAGGCAUUGCUGGUGCUGUUGCUGAUACAGCUUUAUACCCAGUGGAUACAAUAAGAACCCGAAUGCAGGCUGCUCAUGGUGGAAGGAAAAUUAUGUUGAAGGGCCUUUACUCUGGUUUGACUGGCAACCUUGUUGGUUCCAUACCGGCUUCUGCCAUAUUUAUAGGCGUAUAUGAACCUGUGAAACAGAAAUUGCUCAAAGCUUUUCCUGAAAACCUUAAUGCUCUUGCUCAAUUAACUGCAGGUGCUGUUGCAGGUCUCGUUUCUUCCCUAGUUCGUGUACCAACUGAGCUUGUCAAGCAGCGGAUUCAAACAAGGCAGUUUACUUCCGCGCUAGUUGCUGUCCGUGUAAUUGCUACAAAAGAGGGUCUUAAAGGUCUCUAUGCGGGGUAUGGAGCAUUGUUACUACGAGAUUUGCCUUUCGAUGCUAUCCAAUUUUGCAUUUACGAGCAACUCCUGAUGGGUUACAAGCUAGCAGUGCAAAGAGAUCUGAAAGACCCUGAAUUUGCUCUAGUUGGUGCUUCUGCUGGUGCUAUUACUGCAGCUUUAACCACUCCUCUUGAUGUCGUAAAAACUAGAUUAAUGCUUCAGGGAUCAAGUAAGCAGUAUAAUGGAGUUUUUGAUUGUUUUAGGACAAUUGUUAAGGAAGAGGGAGCUCAUGCUCUUCUCAAGGGUAUAGUACCAAGAGUAUUAUGGAUAGGUUCUGGAGGUUCAAUUUUCUUUGGUGUACUUGAGAAGACAAAGCAGAUUCUUGCUCAAAGAUCCCCAGAGCAGAUUCUAUAAUAAAAGACUGAGAGGAUGAUGCUAUAAAUUUAGUUCAAGAUGGGAUUAAAUGCCAAUUUUUAAAUUAAUCCCAUGCCUUGUAUAAAUUAAUCCAGUGCCUUGGAUAAAUUUUCUUCUCCCUGUUCUUUUCUUUACCUAAUAACUUAAAUAAUAUUUUUCA
Molecule: messenger RNA, 1410 nt
Organism: Mercurialis annua (annual mercury)
Lineage: Eukaryota; Viridiplantae; Streptophyta; Magnoliopsida; Malpighiales; Euphorbiaceae
Product: S-adenosylmethionine carrier 1, chloroplastic/mitochondrial-like
Exons: 12
Coding region: 396-1250 (284 amino acids)
Biological process (GO): transmembrane transport
Cellular component (GO): mitochondrial inner membrane
Molecular function (GO): S-adenosyl-L-methionine transmembrane transporter activity
Source: RefSeq, a predicted model, not a curated record